This is a messenger RNA of Kwoniella mangroviensis CBS 8507, 1491 nucleotides long. RefSeq lists its product as uncharacterized. The transcript is spliced from 2 exons. Bases 1 to 1491 code for a protein of 496 amino acids. NCBI's taxonomy places the organism in Eukaryota, Fungi, Basidiomycota, Tremellomycetes, Tremellales, Cryptococcaceae. The record is from RefSeq and is a predicted model, not a curated record. Gene Ontology annotation, molecular function: hydrolase activity, hydrolyzing N-glycosyl compounds.
AUGUCCACAGGCUCUACAAAUCCCAACGGCUCAAACCGAAUCUUAACAGACGACGGAAAAGCGCUUCAACCCAAUUAUCAAUCGAUCAUCGAUAAACUCCGCAAUGUUUCGCAAAAGCGUUCAGCGAAAGGAAUAUCUCCUGACUGGGUGAUCUGGCAUACCGAUGCUGGUGACGACAAGAUGUCAGAUCAUGACGAUCUUGUGGCCGGAAUGAAUAUUGCAUCUCUUGCGACAUUGGGUAUUGUCGAUCUGAAAGGAAUUACGACCACUGGUUUACACAGGAAGCACAACGCUUCGAUCGUAAAGGGGUUUAUGAAGAGUUUUGGUUUACCUGACGUCCCAGUAUGGUACGGGACAGAAGAGUUUGAUCCAAACGAUCACGAUAAAGAUAGACUCGAGCGAACUAGGAAGAGAGCAGAUACCAUGACGAGCAAGGACCCCAAUACCAAAUGGCAGAGAUUUCACCAGAUCGAUACCGAUAUUCGUAGCACCAAGAAGUCGGAUAUCAAACCCAAUGAUUACAUCACAGGGUUUUCUCAGAUCUGCGAUGAAGCAAAAGGGGAAGAGAGAAAGAUCAAAAUGGCAAUUACCACUGGUCAUCAGACUGUCAACAGCCUGUUAAGUAAUCCUGAAACGGCCACGAAGUUCACCGGCCAAGUUGAGAAAGUAGUCUUUCAAGGUGGUAUGCAUUUCGACAAUGGGAAGAUUCUCCCGGCGGAAGAUGCAAGAAACAACUUUUACAACAUCAGUGCAUGUCGGGAAUUCCUCGGUAAACUUCAAGCAAGCAACAUUCCAACUGACUGCUAUACGAAGAACGCAGCGACGGCUUGUGCGAUCGAGCCACCUUUCCUAUCCGAAUUGGCGAGGACUGGUCACCCAGGGGGCAGAUUCGUGCAUGAGCUUGCGAGUAGUGUUGAUGCGACUCAAUUCUUUGAUACCCUCAACGAGGAUCGAUUGUUCAGCAAGAACUUCACCACAGACCUGUUCCUGAAGUUCAAGACCACUCUCGACCCCGAGGAAGCUGCUGAGAAGAAGAAAUUCUUCGUCAAUAAAUGGGGACAUCAAGAUAAGUCUACGAUGACCAAAGAGGAAUACACACAUUACUUAUCGGACUAUAACGAACAUCUAGGUGAUUCUGUUAAAGCGGUUCCUUAUGAUCCGGAGGUGAUUGUAGGUUUGAUGGAUGAGGAGUAUCUGAAUGAAUUGGGUAUUCUACCUGAGUACAACAAGGAUCAAGAUCCCGAACUGGAAGACAAAUUCAAAGUCUACGGUAAAUCCAGGACCGACUGUGGAGUGAACACUCGGAAUAUGAAGGACACAAUUAUUGCCCUCGCUGGUCAUAUCACCCUUGCCACCAAGCCCGAAGGCUCGGAACCGAUCACCACAGGUAUAAGAAGACGCUUGACUGGGGAGCAAGCGACAAGAGAUUCUCAAGAGGAUCUCACCAGCUACGGUAGUGAUGAAGAUGACUGUUUCAGUUGCUGUACGUAG